AUGGCUUUGCUAGCCUCGGGCUCCCUUGCGUCCUCUCUAUCGGAACUAUGUACCGUCUCGAACCUGAAAGCUGCGCUGCCCUCCAAUGGAACCCUCCUGGGGAUCGAUAUGAUCCCAUCUACCAUCACGGUGUCCACGGCGGUCUACAACGCCAGUGCCAGCAUGGGAGGCGGCCCAAUGAAGCGUGAUACCGAUACUUACAACUACUGUAACGUCACUGUCGCGUAUACCCACGGUAGCAAGGGUGACACAGUCAACCUCAAAUAUGCCUUCCCCGAUCCCAAAGACUUCAAGAGCCGGUUCUAUGUUGCAGGCGGAGGUGGCUACUCUCUCAACACUGAUACCACUGGCGGCCUCAAGUACGGAGCUGCCGCAGGAGCCACUGAUGGCGGAUACGAUGCUUUCAACUACAGUUUCGAUGAGAAAUUCCUUCUCGGCAACGGUUCCGUCAACUGGGAUGCGACAUACAUGUUCUCUUACCAAGCUCUCGGAGAGAUGACCCAGAUCGGAAAGCACAUCUCCAGGAAUCUGUAUGACAUGUCAAAGUCCAGCAAGGUCUAUACCUACUACGAGGGCUGCUCGGAUGGCGGGCGAGAGGGAAUGAGCCAGGUUCAGCGAUGGGGCGACGAGUAUGACGGUGUCAUCGCUGGAGCUCCUGCAUUCCGCUUCGCGCAGCAACAAGUCCUGCACGUCUACCCUGCUGCCGUUGAGCACACACUUGACUAUUAUCCCCCUCCUUGUGAGCUCAAGAAGAUCGUCAACGCCACUAUCGAAGCCUGUGACGAUCUCGAUGGAAGGAAAGAUGGCGUCAUCUCCCGAACAGAUCUUUGCAAAAUCCACUUCAACAUCAAGUCGCUCAUCGGCAAAGAGUACUACUGCGCAGCUGAGACUAGUUCUUCACUUGGCUUUGGGUUCAGCAAGAGACAGGCUCCCGGCAGCAAGACGAGCAAUGCACCAGAACAGAAUGGUACGAUCACUGCUGAGGGUGUUGCUGUUGCUCGAGCUAUUUACGACGGUGUCUUCAACAGCAAGGAAGAAAGAGCGUAUCUGUCUUGGCAGAUUGGCUCUGAGCUAUCUGACGGUGAGCCAACAUACGACAACAAAACCGACAAGUGGACUCUGAACAUCCCCUCUACUGGUGGCAUGUACGUUGCAAAGUUUAUUGAGCUUCUUGAUCUCGAUAACCUCGAUAACCUCAACAAUGUCACGUACAACACUCUAGUUGACUGGAUGAACACUGGUAUGGUCCGCUACUAUGACAGUCUGCAGACCACUCAUCCCGAUCUCACAACCUUCAAGGAAGCCGGCGGCAAGCUCCUCCACUACCAUGGUGAAUCCGAUCCUAGCAUCCCAGCCGGUUCUUCCGUUCACUACUGGCAGUCUGUCCGAUCCAUCAUGUAUCCAAAACUGUCUGAUGAGAAGGCACAGAAGGCACUUUCAGAAUGGUACCAGUUCUAUCUCGUGCCUGGAGCAGCUCACUGCGGCACGAACUCUCUUCAGCCAGGUCCUUAUCCUCAGAACAACAUGAACGUUAUGAUCGAAUGGGUUGAAAAUGGUAAGCAGCCGUCGAAACUUAAUGCUACUGUCUCUUCGGGCGAUUAUAAGGGAGAGACGCAGAUGUUGUGUCAGUGGCCUAAGCGACCUCUUUGGAAGAACGACAAGAGCUUUGAGUGCGUCAAUGAUAAGAAGUCAAUCGAGAGUUGGACAUACAGCUUCAAUGCUUUCAAGAUUCCUGUAUAUUAG
This is a messenger RNA of Fusarium verticillioides 7600, 1743 nucleotides long. RefSeq names its product tannase. NCBI's taxonomy places the organism in Eukaryota, Fungi, Ascomycota, Sordariomycetes, Hypocreales, Nectriaceae. Bases 1 to 1743 code for a protein of 580 amino acids. The transcript has a single exon. The record is from RefSeq and is a predicted model, not a curated record.